AUGAUGGCACUGACCAGUGUCAGCUGGAGUGAGAUCUUUGCAGAGAAGGUGGUCCAGGCCAUCCUGAGUUGUGGCUACGAGCAAUUCUGCUUCCGGCCUAUCACCUCGGCACUUCUUCAGGAGCUCGUCCUGUUCUGUGCAUUUCUGUCUUGGUCGUUCGGAUUCUGGCUCUGGGAGCCACACAAAACGGCAUGGACGGUGAUAUUUGCCAUACUGGUGAAUGAGACCAUCACGAUAGCUUGGUGGAUGAGAGGUCAUUUCUGCUAUGGCUGGACGCUGAAGCAGUUCUUCCUUCAUCCCAUGGCUGGGUUUCGGAUUAUCCAGCUCUACCUCUUGUGGUGGCUGCUUUGGAGGACAUUCUUCGGGUAUGACCUGGAUCACACCUGGAGGAAUGACGAAGACUUGACAGGCAACAAGCGGACCUUUGAGCGCAGCUUGCUUGGAGCGAACUUGCUCUUGCAAUGCUUCUUGUUCAUCUUCCUGGCCAAAGGUGCGUCCCCUCGACUGGAAUUUGGUCGACACCUUCUGGCCAUUCUUCACUCGUUCCUCAGGUUGGGAGUGAUCUUUACGGUCUUGAUCUUGGUCUUCGCAAGUUUCACAUCUGCGUACAUCGUCAUGGGUUCCAAGCUGCCGCUGCGGGCUCUCAUCGAGAAGGUUUAUCGCGGCCUCUUCUUGGCUGAUGGCGAGGGACUCGAUGUCAUGGAGGGCGAACUUCAUGAUGGAGAGCUGCAGCCAAACAACCUCGACACCUACCUCACCUUGUUCUCCACGUUCAUUGUGACCAUAUGCCUGCUCAAUGUCUCCAUUGCAGUGUUCACUAUGGAGUACGAGGCCGCAAUUAAGGAAUCCUGGCUUCACUUCUGGCGCUGGCGGGCGCGCCUCUGCGCUGAGGUCCUUCUUUGCCCGCGCUGGCCGUGGAAAUUCGAAGCGAAAGGUGCUUUGUGCCCAGAGCGGCGGCGCAUGGCCGAAUGGUUGGAGUGGGCCGUGAAGAAGCUGAAAGACGAGGCGAUGCCCAUCAUCCACGGCAGCCGGCUUUGCCAAAGGACUUUUAACUUUUGCGGCUACCGGAUGAACUGGGAGCUCCUGUUGGAUGAUGGGGAUCUUGCGCAGAAGGACAAUGAUGCAGACUAUGUCAGAAUGGUGGGCUGGCUGACCUUGGUUGGCCUAACCCUCUUGGGUUGCUUGCUCUUCUGCACCUGGUUCUUGCAUGCUGUCUUUCCCGGCUUGGCCUUUGGCUUGGCCCUAACAGUGCUCAAGUCGAUGUGCGCAAGAGGCCCUUACGGGCUGACGUCUCCAGGCUUUGGAGAACUGGGAUGUGAGGAUGAUGACGAGGAGGAGGAGCAACGCCGACAUCCGACCGACCGCUCCCACUUUUUGUGGGUUUGCUAUCGUGCGGACUACGAUGCGAAUGUUUUCAUGAACAAAGAGGUCCACAAGGAACACUUGGACCAACUGGAGUCAAGACUGAGCACCGUGUCACAAAGCGUGGAGAAGUGGGGCGAAGAGGUCACGAACAUCGCACAGAUCCUGAGCAGUUUGAACGACUCGGUCAAGCGCUUGGAAACCCGGAUCAGCAGCACGCCGCAGGCAGCUUUUACCCCGAUGAGCGCAGUGCUCGAGCCUGGAAGCCUCGCACGUGCCUCCUCCGUGCCACACGGCUUGCGCAGGACUGCCCUCCGCCGGAUGGGCAGCAUGCCAAGCAGCCAUGGCGAUGGCAGCAGCCCGGUGGACCCCUCCUUUGCCCCGAUCUUUGGGACAGGGUCCACAGGCUCGGUGCUCGGAAGAAGGGAACGUGCUGUUGUGACGGCGAGAGUGGGGGACCCUGGCAGGACCAUGGUGACCCUGGAAGGGGCCUGGGCUUGGAGGGUCUUUCGACAUGAAGGCCUCGGCCAUGUGGCCAACGCUGACGGACUUGUAGCCGGUAACAUGUAG
Messenger RNA from Symbiodinium sp. CCMP2592, 1932 nucleotides. The record is from the annotation of a GenBank genome assembly. NCBI's taxonomy places the organism in Eukaryota, Dinophyceae, Suessiales, Symbiodiniaceae.